CCCGGUUUGCGCGCGUGGCCGCUCCGGGGAGGGCGGCAACCCCCUGCGCCGCGCUGGGCGCUCCCCGCCCGGCUGCCGCGUUCUCAGGUGCGCUCGCCUCUCGCUUUGCUCCGCAGCGCCGCCGCCGCCUCCUUCCCGGAGCAGGGAGCAUGGCGGCGGCUCUGCUCAGCGAGCUGGAGAUCAAGCACCGCUCCAUGGCCGAGGAGGAUCCCAACGGCAACCAGCACGGGGCGGCGGCCCGCAGCAGCACCGUGCCUCGCUGGGGCCCGCAGCACGCCGGGGCCCGCCAGCUGGCCCAGCUCUACUCGCCCGGUAAACGGUUGCAAGAAUGGGUUUCUGUUAUCCUUUGCAUAAUCUUGGUCACAGUUGACUUUCUGCUCCUGUUAAUCCAUUUUUCAGCAAAUCAUCUUUAUAAAAUAAUAGCAGGUGUAGUUGCUGGAAUUAUUACAGCUGAUUUUGCCUCAGGCAUGGUUCACUGGGGAGCUGAUACCUGGGGUUCCGUUGAUAUCCCUGUCAUUGGCAAGGCAUUUAUCAGGCCAUUUAGAGAGCAUCAUAUUGAUCCAACAGCAAUAACCAGACAUGACUUCAUUGAGACCAAUGGAGAUAACUGUUUGAUAACCAUAAUUCCACUGGCCUUCAUGUUAUAUAAAUUCCUCUCUCAAACACCAGAAUAUAUACAUGAGACAUAUGCUUGGGAGUGCUUUAUGUUUGCGCUAGCUAUUUUUGUCACAAUGACUAAUCAGAUUCAUAAGUGGUCCCAUUCCUACUUUGGGCUGCCUCUAUGGGUCACAGUUUUGCAAGAUCUGCAUAUCAUUUUACCGAGGAACCACCACAGAAUCCAUCACGUAGCACCCCAUGAAACCUAUUUUUGCAUCACUACAGGCUGGCUAAAUUACCCCUUGGACAGAAUAGGAUUUUGGAGGAAAAUGGAAAAUAUUAUAGAAGCAUUAACAGGUCAGAAACCUCGAACUGAUGAUUUACAGUGGGCAUGGAAGAUGCAAUAAAGCACUCUUUAAAAAAAAAAAGAACUAAUAUGUCAUCUACAGGAAACAAGCAUCUCUUUAGCACAAUGGAUUUUAACCUCUGGCACAAUGAGUUUAUGAAAACUUUGAAAUUCUGCAGAGCAUUGUUUGCAAUGUCACAGAAGAAUUUUAUGAUUUGCCAGCUUGGAUAUCUUUAAGAGUUGAAACACAAUGAUAUUUGGAACAUACAACCAUUGAAUAUAAUUGCUAAUCUUACUUGGUUUUAAGAGACUAUUAUGCCUGAUGUUGUAUUUAUUAGAACGCCUGUAUCCUGUUACUGUGCUUAGGUGGAUACUCACAAUGCAUCUGACUUCAUAAAUGUACCCAGAAAAAAAAAGAUACGUUAAUUAACAUAAAGUACAUUUUGGCUUCAGUGUAAGUAAGAUACAUAAAUUGGCUUUGUGCCAUUGUAUAUUGAAGAGUUUGAAUUGUUUAAUUUGCAUGAUGCAAUGUUUCAGUAUAGGCCUAAGGAGUAAUUUGACUAGAUCUUUAUUUUUAAACAGCCGAAUUUUAAACUUCUGUGUUUUGGUCAUGAUUUUUAAACUGAGAUUCCAUUUUUGUUGCCACCAUUUUGCAACCCACAAUGAUUUGGUCACUUAGUUUUUCCCUUUAAUUCAUUCAUCUAUUUUCCUACAGAUAUAAAAUGUGGAGGGAAUCUACCGUAGGUACAAAAUUGCACCAAUAGCAAUGAAGCUCAGGUUUGAACAUGAUGCCUUUUACACUGUUUAAUGCUAGGAAGUCUUAACCACUGUUGUUGGUUGUUGUUAAAUAUUUAUAUUUCAGUGGCUCCAAUCCAAAUUAGUGGUUUCCAUUUUGUACGCUCUGCACAAGGACCUAGUGCCUACCUCAAUGAUCUUAUGAUUUGAGUAGACAAGCAACAUACAAAUAAUGGGGUCUGUAACUGUGGUUUUAAAUUCUUUACAAUGAGUGAAAUAUGCCUUUCAAAAUCAAGACAUUCAUUUUAGUUAAAUUAAGAUUUUAAUGAGAGAAAUAUGAGCAUCUUAAAGCCAUUUGUAAUAUACUUAUCAAAUGAAAACCCCUUACCAAAUGGCUAGAGUGGGGCAUAUUGUAGGGUGGUUGGUUUUUUUAAUGCUAGGAAGCAGAUUUACCAUGUGUCUUUGACCUGAUUCUGGUGUCACACUUAUCUGCUGCUGUAAUGCCAUUGAGUUCUAUGGAAUUGUAUCUGACUGAUCCUUGAUGAAGAAAUGAGAUAAAAACCAGUCUGUGGUUCUUAAA
This is a messenger RNA of Chrysemys picta bellii (western painted turtle), 2258 nucleotides long. Its product is annotated as plasmanylethanolamine desaturase 1-like. The record is from RefSeq and is a predicted model, not a curated record. Gene Ontology annotation, molecular function: oxidoreductase activity. NCBI's taxonomy places the organism in Eukaryota, Metazoa, Chordata, Testudines, Emydidae.